AAUCGUGUCGGAGGAUUUUUCCUCUGCGAUUCCGUCGUUAUUAAUUUUCGUCGAAAAUGGCUUCGCGAAUUCUUAAAACGUUCUUAACUGCAUCGAGAGCAAUAACCAGUGUGGCUCCGAAACGUUAUGUUACCACUUUUCCUGUAUUGCGAAGGCCUAACCAGGAAUCAAAAACCGAGCAAGUGCGCCCAACAAUUAGAAAACGGGAUCAUGAACAAAUUGAACAGCUGAAGGAUUUUGGCCAAUACGUAGCCGAUUGUUUGCCAAGAUACGUCCAGAAAGUGCAAAUAGCUGCGGGCGACGAAUUGGAAAUUUUGAUUUCGCCCGAAGGUGUUUUGGGGACAAUUUCAUUUUUGAAAAAUCAUCAGAAUGCCCAAUUUACUAACAUUGUCGACAUCACGGCUAUGGACGUUCCCGGCAGGGAAUACAGAUUCGAACUUAUUUAUAAUCUUCUCUCUAUACGAUUCAAUUCUCGUAUUCGAGUGAAAACUUAUACGGAUGAAUUAAGUCCGAUUGACUCAAUUACCAGUAUUUUUGAGGGAGCCAAUUGGUACGAAAGAGAAGUUUGGGACAUGUUUGGAAUAUUUUUUGCGAACCAUCCCGAUCUUCGGAGAAUUCUCACCGAUUACGGAUUCGAGGGACAUCCCCUGCGAAAAGAUUUUCCACUCUCUGGAUACAUUGAGGUCCGAUACGAUGAAGAAAAGAAGAGAGUUGUUGCCGAGCCUCUCGAAUUGGCCCAAGAAUUUCGAAGAUUCGAGCUCUCAGCUCCUUGGGAACAAUUUCCAAAUUUUAGAAAUUCGCCUCCAGCGGCCGAAGAAGUUUCAACGAAAAAGUGAAAAGAUAGUCAAUCUAUAAUAUUAGAAGAGUUAAUUUAUUAAGAAUUGUAAAAAAAGGAGAAGUAUCCUGAUUUUUGUUUUUAUAAAAAUAUAAAUGUUUACAGUUCCAGUAAAUAAAAGAUGAAACAGAGU
Belonocnema kinseyi is the source of this 968-nucleotide messenger RNA. It is a transcript of the gene ND-30, whose product is annotated as NADH dehydrogenase [ubiquinone] iron-sulfur protein 3, mitochondrial. Gene Ontology annotation, molecular function: NADH dehydrogenase (ubiquinone) activity. NCBI's taxonomy places the organism in Eukaryota, Metazoa, Arthropoda, Insecta, Hymenoptera, Cynipidae. Bases 57 to 836 code for a protein of 259 amino acids. The record is from RefSeq and is a predicted model, not a curated record. The transcript is spliced from 5 exons.